Molecule: messenger RNA, 2178 nt
Organism: Capsella rubella
Lineage: Eukaryota; Viridiplantae; Streptophyta; Magnoliopsida; Brassicales; Brassicaceae
Product: protein IQ-DOMAIN 31
Exons: 7
Coding region: 141-1907 (588 amino acids)
Molecular function (GO): protein binding
Source: RefSeq, a predicted model, not a curated record
CUGGAACUAUACCACCAAAGAGGAACAGUUUCUCUCAGAGCAUCAAGCUCCGGGAAGAGGAAUCGAGAGAGAGACGCUUAUGGAAGCAUUCAGUUAACACAUCGCCUCUAAUUCACGGGUAUUUGAGUUCCAUAUACAUCAUGGGGAAGCCUACAAAGUGGUUAAAGAGUGUAUUGCUUGGCAAAAAGACCUCUAAAUCUAGUGGUUCCAAGGGAAAAGAGAGAGUUGUGAGUGGAAAAGAGGUAUUGGUUACUGCCAAGGUAGAAGAAUCAGAUGUGGUAUCAGAUCUUCCUUCUUUUGCAACUGCAGCAACCAAUGCCGUUGAUAGAAGCGGUGGUAUGUUAGAGACACAAAAUGUACAACCUGAAGAGAUCUCAGAUGAUGACAUAGAGCUUCCUGAGGGAAAACCAACAGAUUCUCAAACUGUUGCACCUGUUCAAGAUGAUUCACUAUCUGAUGCAGAGAAAAUCCAACAAGAGAUUGCAGCAACGUCUGUGCAGGCUGCGUUUAGAGGUUAUCUGGCUCGGCGCGCCUUUUGGGCACUCAAAGGCAUAAUAAGGCUACAAGCACUUAUCCGUGGUCACCUGGUUAGGAGGCAAGCUGUUGCUACUCUUUUCUCUGUCAUGGGAAUUGUUAAAUUGCAAGCAUUUGCUCGAGGAAGAGAGAUCAGGAAGUCUGACAUUGGAGUUCUAGUUCAAAGGAAAUGCAGAUUGCAGCUGCUUCAGGGGAACAAGCUUGCAAACCCUACAGAUGCUUACCUUGGAAUCAAGAAACUAACAUCCAAUGCUUUUGCUCUGAAGCUUCUCGCUACAUCACCAAAAGUGAUACCUGUACACGCCUAUGAUUCAUCCAAUCCAAACUCAAACUUGAUCUGGUUAGAGAACUGGUCAGCCUCAUGCUUCUGGAAACCAAUUUCUCAACCGAAGAAAACAAUAGGCAGAAAACCUCAGAACAAGGUUUUAGUCGAGGCUGAAUCUGCUAAACCCAAGAAGAGUGUCCGUAAAGUUCCUGCUGCAAACUUUGAAAGCUCCUCAGUACAGACAUCAUUUGAGUUCGAGAAACCUAAACGAAGUUUCCGGAAAGUUUCAAGCCAGUCAAUAGAGCCACCCGCUGUUGAGGAUCCUCAGAUUGAACUUGAAAAGGUUAAACGUAGCUUGAGGAAGGUACAUAAUCCUGUAGUUGAGAGCUCUAUCCAACCUCAACGAUCCCCUCAUAGGGAAGUGGAGAAGCCAAAGCUUGGCGUAGAGAGGAUAACUGAGUCAUCAUAUUCCCUGGUACAUAAAACUGCAGAAGAACCUGCGAAGGUAUGUGACGAAAAGAGAAACCAAGAUGUGCCUGAACAGCCUGAGGAGGAGGUACAUAUUCCCGAGGUGGAACUACAUACUCCUGGACCAUUAGAAAGCAAUGAAGCACUUGAUUCAUCACUUGUCAACCAAAUUGAUAGCAACGAAAGAGCCAUGGUUGAGGAAAACCCCUCAAUGGAAAAGGAUACCAGAGACGAAAAGACUCCCAAACCAAAGAAUAAAGAGAAUUCAGCGGGGAAAGAGAACCAGAAAUCCAGGAAAAAGGGUUCAGCUACUAGCAAGACGGAGCGUGAAGAGACUAAUGGGCACAGUCAGACUAGCCCAUCAAUCCCAAGUUAUAUGCAAGCAACUAAAUCUGCGAAAGCAAAGCUGAGGCUGCAAGGUUCACCAAAGCCUGCUGAGCAAGAUGGAACUGAGAAAGCCAAUGUUCCUAGACGUCAUUCUCUACCAUCUUCAGGUAAUGGUAGGAUCACCUCUAAUUCUCCAAGAACAACGAGACUCACAAACUCAGGUGACAAAACAGGGAAUAAGAAGGAGAAACCUCUUCUGUCGUCGUCCCGAGAAGGAACGGCCAAGACAACUCCAGCAGAACGCAAGAGGUGAUAAAUUGCUGCAAAAAGUUGAACACCAGAACGCAACUAUCUAUCUGUUUAAAAGCUUAGAUAAUGAGUCUGUGAUUGUGUGUGUGUUUUAUGCUGGCCAAGUGUUAUCGUUGGCGCUACGUUUCUGCAAAUGUGAGUGUGUCCUGAGCCUAUAAAUGUUGGGUCACAAGGCUUUUGGAUCUUCUUCCUUUUAAUUCUGGUUUUAUCGUACAUUACUUCCAAGAUUUUAAACUUUUUUAUUGUUUAUAUGAAUCUGUGAUUAUUUUAUGGUA